AGUUCAGCUGUCCCUUCGACCCUCACAUCCCCGGCGUCCGCCAUGAACGGCUACCCCAAUGGCGCGGGGGGUGGCCAUGUUCCCGCCGCCGCUCCUCGAACGCCCACGGGUCCUUACCCACCCAUCGCCGACAUCUCUGCCAAUGCGAGCGAGAGGGUUUCCGAGUUCAGGCAUGCACCGAUUGGGCGAGUCUUGGAUACAGCCAGACACCAUUUCACCGAAGCCAAAAACUUGCUUGACACCCGCGCCCCGCUUCCUGGCGCAUACUGGGCUUAUCUUGUUGCGUACGAGCUGGUCGUGGAGGAGAUACCAAAACACCGAGACUACCAUGACAAGAUCAACAUGACCCGUGGUCAGAUGCACCGCGACUUUGCCAAGCUCCUCAAGGACGUGCAUGCUUUCGAAGGGAGAUUCGAAAAAAUCAAGGACAUCAUCACGAACGACAAUAGAAGGAACGGCGCCUACGCCCCAUCCUCCAAGUCCUACCCCGUCGACCCCUCACCGAGUCCUCACGCGACCAGCUCGCUGAAACGAGAUGAUGAACUUAUGUUUCCCAGCGUCCCUACGAAUCCUCCCCUCGGCCGCGCCUCGCCUGUAGACCUCGAUCCUUCUCGCCGGAAACCUCCAGUCCAGCCCAAGCCCCAAUCAUUACAUGGGAAAGCUAUGCACCAACACUCCCAGUCGGUCAACGGCGCCAACGGUGCGAAUGGAACCGACCUGGCAGAUCGCUUCGCGAAGCUCCGGGGCAUAUCGACCGUGGAUACCACCUCCCCGCGUUCCAGCCAGGACCUCUCGGUCAAGAUGCCUUCGCCUUCGGAUUACCACACGUCCAGUCGGCCCUUAGGACCACGCGAUAUGCCUCAUAGCCAUGCAGCUUCGCGACCGACGCUACCUCUAAAUACGCAAUUUGCAGCUUCCUUGCCCAAAGAGCCUAGCCCUACCUAUAGUCCCGCCCGAAAUCUAUCAUUGCCUUCCAGCAUUAACCCGCCCCGUAGUACGGCCAGGAGUAUGGUGGGCACAGGCGGGCGCAGUAAUUCCCUCGCAGCUUCCAGCAGCGCAUCUAGCCAUGCACCCAACGGCAACGGCGAUGGUUAUUUUCCGACCAAGUCUAUUCCCGAAGAAACUUCUCUGAUCCGGAGUACGUCGGUCAACAAACCGAUCGAGACGCAGAUCACCGCUGAAAGGCUCUACGACUAUAUUCGUUUGUACAACGUGCUCCUCAUUGAUGUGCGGGACCGGGCUGAAUUUGACGCCGGACAUAUCUAUGUGCGCUCUUCUAUGUGCAUCGAACCAGCAAGUCUACAGGAUGGCAUAUCUGCUGAACAGCUGCAAGACCGCCUCGUUAUUUCCCCCGACGAAGAGUUGGCUCUCUACGAACGACGACACGAGUUUGAUGUGGUCAUCUACUAUGACGAAUCGACAAAAACCAAUAAAUUCUUGGACAAGUACAAUCCAAAUGAAUACGAACUAGCACUCAAACAACUGUACACCAUCCUGCACGAAUUCAAUGCUGAGAAGCCAUUGAAACGUCCGCCCAUUUUCUUAAUGGGAGGAAUUGUAGCGUGGCAAGACCUCGUAGGACCGCAGUCGUUGAAGAUGUCCCAGACAUUGUCGAUGGCUCCGAAUGGGCAGCCAAGGUCUCGCGCUCCUCGCCGACCCUUGAGCUCAGGAUAUGGUCAGCGGACCCUUCCUAACCGGCGGAAACGCGAAUACCUUGCUAUGGACCCCGAGGAGCAGCGGCAGUGGCUGGAGGAAGUCCGGCGUGGCAGGUCGGUUAUGGAGCGUCCACCUGAGGAAGACGACGAAGCACCAGUGUAUCGUACUGCCGAAGAUUUCCUCCGACGCUAUCCCGACGUCGAAGACCAACAGUCCAUGAUGUUUCCCCCUUCGCGGCCGCAAUACGAGCAACAAGCACCCUCCCCAAUUCCUGCCGCACCGUCUCGGCCGGCACCGGCUGUGCCCCGAGUCAGCUAUAGUGGUGUCCAUGAACGAGAAAUGGCCCGUCAAAGCAGUGGAAACCAGCCACCAGCUUAUAUCUCUCCUGGCCGUCCUGGCUCGCUGCGUCUUCACCGCACCGGGCUCAUUAACUUUGGCGUCACGUGUUAUAUGAAUUCGAUCGUUCAGUGUUUAAGUGCGAAUCCGACGCUAACCAACAUAUUUUUGACUCGCAGAUACAUACAAGACCUACAGAGAGAAAACUGGAAAGGCACGAAAGGCAUUUUAUCCGAAGCUUAUGAGACGUUACUCUCCAACCUGUACAAGGGUGACACUAGCGCUAUUCGCCCGAGUACUUUCAGGAGAGUUUGCGGGCUCUUCAACCGCCAGUGGGCCAUUGACCAGCAGCAAGACGCCAAAGAGUUCCUCGAAUUCACGUUGGAUUCCCUCCACGAAGAUCUCAAUGCUACGUGGAAUAAGACGCCACUACGAGCAUUGACAGACGCUGACGAACAGGCCCGUGAACAGCUUCCGCGUCAGUAUGCGGCUAAGAUUGAGUGGAAUCGCUAUCAACACCGCGACAUGUCUCUUAUUGGCAACCUCUUCGCCGGGCAACACGCAUCUAUGCUUACAUGCACGACAUGCGGGCUCACCAGUACAACCUACGAAGCAUUUUGGAGUAUCAGCGUCGAGAUACCCCACGACCGAUCUUGCGACGUAAGAGACUGCCUGCGAUCCUAUUGUUCGACCGAACGACUUGGGCUGGAGGAUUCGUGGCGUUGCCCCCGUUGCAAGACGAACAGGGAAGCGAUGAAGAAAAUCACCAUCACACGGGCGCCAGACACCCUGGUCAUCCACUUCAAGCGUUUCAGUGCAUCCCGCAGUCAGAAUGCGCGCAAGAUACACACUCCCAUAUACUUUCCGCUCCAAGGCCUAGAUAUGGGACCAUACAUGGAAAAGCCAAUCACGCCCGAUCAAGAAGCCCAAGUGCUACAGCAGACUCGUGAGCCGCACGCGAACCUCGCCUCUUUGAAAACGGAUCCUGCGAUGAACGGCCCAUUUAUGUACAAUGCAUACGGCGUGGUACGCCAUCACGGUGCGAAUAUUGGCAGCGGCCACUAUACGGCCCUGGUUAAGGACCGGUCCAAAGGCUGCUGGCGCGACUUCAACGAUGACAGGAUUCGAGACUUUGAACCGGCUAACCUGCACGAGAGCGAACGGCUACAGAAUGAGAAGGCAUACGUCGUUUUCUACGAACGUGAGCGAGUUGCUGGCGGCAUCUAG
This is a messenger RNA of Periconia digitata, 3219 nucleotides long. The record is from the annotation of a GenBank genome assembly. Lineage: Eukaryota; Fungi; Ascomycota; Dothideomycetes; Pleosporales; Periconiaceae.